UGUGCUCUAUCAGUCCGCGCAGGCGCAGUAGCUCCUCUGUGCGCUCUGUACUGUUUGCAUUGUGUCUGAACUGCCGGCGAGCUUUUAAAAAAAAAAAUAUUAUACCAAACCGCGGCAACAAUGUCGGGCAGGUCGGUCCGAGCGGAGACCCGGAGCAGGGCGAAAGAUGACAUCAAGAGGGUUAUGGCCGCUAUUGAGAAAGUACGAAAAUGGGAGAAGAAGUGGGUGACUGUUGGAGACACGUCCCUCCGCAUCUACAAGUGGGUUCCAGUGACGGAGCCCAAAUCAGAUGACAAAAACAAAAAUAAGAAGAAGGGUAAAGAUGAGAAAUAUGGCUCCGAGUUGACGACUCCAGAGAACAGCUCCUCUCCAGGGAUGAUGGACAUGCACGAUGACAACAGCAACCAGAGCUCCAUCGCCGACUCGUCUCCGGUGAAACAGGAAAACAGUUGUAGCACCAGCCCGGCCCCGGAGCCCGCCGCCACGUCUCACCGCGACAGCAGCGAGGCGAAGACUGACCAGAGCCCCGACAGCAAGCAGGCUAAGACACCCCCGUCAUCAGAGACCUCAGAGAGAGCACAGAGUGCCAAGAGAGACAGUCUGUCCUCGGGGGACAAGGACUCUUCAGACAGCAAAGCCACUCAGGACCAAGAGGAGGAGGCCCCGCCCACCAAGAAAAGCAAAGCGGAGUCUUCGUCUCAGGACUUUGAGGAGAGUUAAAUGUUUGGGGUCGUUCCUCUCCUUCACCCUCCCUCCCUCCCUCUGCACCUCCCUCCAUUAACUCUAGAUAAAUUAGGGCUAAUGGAUCCCCCCCCCACCAUCACACUCCUCUGCCACAAUAUUACCUCUAUUCGCUGGUCCCCCUUUGUGCUUCCUUCCAGUUCUCCACACUUCUUCUACCACCAAUGCCAAGAGAAGCUCCCCUUUGUGACCAGGUGUGUGUGUGUGUGUGUGUGUGGGGGGGGGGCAGGGGGGUCAGCCACCAAACCCUGACCUGCAUCUGUGACCAGAGAGAGUCAACACUGGGGAUCUGAGGUCGAUCCCGGCCGCUGCUCUGAGAGCGUUUGUAAAACGUUUCCCUGGUUUAGCUCAGGACACCCAUGAGGCUAACCUGGUCUCAGAUCAGCGGCGGGGGGGGGGGGGGACCUCAGCCCUAAAACGACCCCGUCACUUCAGCCCUCCCGAUCCGCCUCCUGUUAGUCUGAUGUUCUAUAUUUGUUUAGGAAACGUUUAGGGUUUUGUUCUCAGGAGGGUCAAUGCACUGUUAUGGUUAUGUCACAAUCGAUCACAGAUAGAUUUUUGCUGCUGUAGUGGAAGUCUUUUUUCUCUAUCCAUGAAGAGUUCUCCAUUCACAUGUUUGUUUUUUAUUUUUAAAGUUAGUUUGUGGUUCGUAGAAGAAGAAGAAGACGGUACUGGUCAACGUGAACUCUUGGAUAAGUAGUGACGACAGGCGUCGGUAGCGUAGCUCCUGAAGCUGUGCCUUGAGUUGCUACGUUUCAGGUCAAGCAGGAAUUUAAACUUUGGUGCCAUGUUUUGUUUUGUUUGCCUUAUAAUCAUCACUAAUUAGUAUUCUCCAAUAUUUAUAAUCAACUGCAACGCUUUUUAUUUGAAGGGAUAGUUCAACAUUUCUCGACACCACUCUGGUGUCGUUAGCUUAGCUUAGCAUAGAGACUGGAAACAAAGGGAAAAGGCUAGCCUGGCUCUGUCCAAAGGAACCCCCCAAAAAACAGCUCCUAACUUUCUGUUUUUAUACGGAUUAAACACACGCGACACAAUGUUUUAAUGAGUCAGCCUUUAAUUAGCUGUUUCUGACUUGAUGCUAAGCUAUGCUAACCAUCCCAUGGCUGUAGCGUCAUGAAACCCCCCCCCCCCCCCCCCUCUUCCCCAAAACCUGCCGAGCUAUCCCUUUUUAGAAACAGCUGGAGACUGGAAUUUGAACACUACCCAGAAGAACUUUUACUUUCUGGACAUUUUAAAUGUCUUCAAACCUCGUAACUCAAAGUUCUCCCUCGCUGGUUUGUUUCUACUUCCGGUGGCUUUUGAUUCGUUUCCCUCCUGAAGUAGAACCCGCCCAGUGACGGGGACCGGUUUCCCCCGUCUGGUCCACCAUCAUGGCGUCUCAUCUCUAUGUAUCACUACUUCUCUCUGACAGAAGAGUCUUUCAGCUCAUUGGUUCUGAUCCUCCUUCAAGGUGCUGUCUGCCGGCUGAAUCGUGUGGCAUCGAGCGCCCGGUGUUUGUGCAGAUUUGUGCAAUUUACCUGAACUUUAUAUCCAUGUAUAUUUAUAUAUAUAUGCAUGUAUAUACAGUGCAGAUUCAGACCUGUGACCUCUAAUGUACAUCCUCACCCAUGUUAGACUGAGUUUCAUCACUAUUAACUCGUGAAGAUGGAGUGAAACCAAUGACUUCAUGACACAACAGGGGCUAUUAAGAAGUACUUUUACGACGCAGAAUUACUUGAUCCGAUUUCAGAGAAUCAGCAUUCACGUGGAUGGAGAGAAAAGAAAUAAUAAACACAAAACUGUCUCGGUUCAGAGGAUGGAUUAGCAUAUACCUCAUUCCCAGUCCAGCAGCGCUGGAACUUAAAAUGCUAUUGUAUCGACAUUAACAGUUAUUAAAAAGCAUUAUGUACACUCGGUUUAAAAAAGAAAAGAAUAAAGAUCUCACUUACGUCGUAGCUUUCACCUGAUUGAGCCGAUUGCUUAUAGUUUGCUCAUAACUCUUUAAAAAAAACAAAAAAGAGCCGUGAGAUGUUAAAUCUUGUAUUUUUUUUUCUUUUUUUUUUCUCUUGGGACCAUUUUGUUUCUCUUUAGAUCUUUGUACAGAUUUAUGGUUUGGUUUGACUUAUUUAUUCCAUCAGUAGUGCUCGGUUUUUAUCAUGUCCAAUGGUUUGUUUUCUUAAUAAAAUUCACAAAAGUUG
This is a messenger RNA of Anarrhichthys ocellatus (wolf-eel), 2918 nucleotides long. RefSeq names its product BAF chromatin remodeling complex subunit BCL7A (gene bcl7a). The coding region runs from base 121 to 720 and encodes 199 amino acids. The record is from RefSeq and is a predicted model, not a curated record. The transcript is spliced from 6 exons. NCBI's taxonomy places the organism in Eukaryota, Metazoa, Chordata, Actinopteri, Perciformes, Anarhichadidae.